AACCGAAGCAUAUUGACAGUGAUCGUUCAUUAUGAAACAGAUAAGAGUAAUUUUUGUCUCUGCUCUGCUCUUUGCAGCAUCUCUACCUGGUGAAUGUAUAAUAGGAGGAAAUGAGGCUGUUGCACACUCUCGUCCUUACAUGGCUUCACUUCAGUGGAAUGGAAUACAUGAGUGCGGUGGCUUUCUCAUCUCCAGUCAGUGGGUGAUGAGCGCGGCACACUGCUUUCAGGAUGGGAGGGCAUCAGAUUUCAAGGUUGUGUUGGGAGCUCACUCACUGUCUACAGCUGAGGGCAAUAAACAAAACAUGGAUGUCUCUGCAGUCUACAACCAUCCUGGUUUCAGUUUGAUCAACUAUGACAAUGAUAUUGCCCUCAUUAAGCUGGAAAAGCCAAUCACAGAAAGCAAUGCAGUAAAACCUGUGAAAUUCCAAAGGGAGGGAGGGGUUGACCCUGAGAUGGAUGCAACUGUGGACACAGCUGGGUGGGGCUCCUUGAACAAUCUGGGAGGACGACCAGACAAAUUGCAAGAAAUCAGUAUCACUGUCUUGGAGCGAAUGCUCUGUAGCCGUGCUGCGUACUAUGGAUGGAAGUUCACCAGCAACAUGCUUUGUGCUGCGAAAAAACGAAUGGACACUUGUGAUGGUGACUCUGGGGGUCCUCUCUUAUAUAGGGGUAUUGCUGUGGGUAUAACCUCUAAUGGAGGGAAGAAAUGUGGCACCAGCAAAAAGCCUGGACUCUACACUAUUAUUUCCCACUAUACUCAGUGGAUUGACCGUACAACAACCCAGUAAUAAUUAAAGAAAGAAAAACAGUUAAAUUUAUAAUGCUUUUUGGAGCUGUGAAAUACUUUGCCUUUAUUUAGCCAAUAAUUUUGUGCACAUCUCAUGUAUUGCUUUGUUUUAAUAAAACCUUUUAAUAAAACACA
Molecule: messenger RNA, 924 nt
Organism: Xyrauchen texanus (razorback sucker)
Lineage: Eukaryota; Metazoa; Chordata; Actinopteri; Cypriniformes; Catostomidae
Product: complement factor D-like
Exons: 5
Coding region: 32-790 (252 amino acids)
Biological process (GO): proteolysis
Molecular function (GO): serine-type endopeptidase activity
Source: RefSeq, a predicted model, not a curated record